CUCCGAGUUUUUCUGCUCAUGUCAUUGUUCGUUCCCUUUGUGCAAUGCAGGAAGGCACACCCCAAAAAGGGGCUUCCGUGUUCCAUCGUUCCCAGGGCGGCCCCGAGGCCUGGCAAGAGGGCCUGAGGGGGCCGGCCGCAGCGAGCGGACGUGCCUGCCGUCCUGGCCUCUCCGUGGCUCGGAGGGGGGCGGCGUGAGAUCGCAGCCCCUCCCUGGGCGUCGCUCGGACGUGUGCUUUUUGUUGCCUCGGCGAGGGCCCUCGAGGAGCAUCCAUCGCGCAGCGAAAGACGACGCGCGCGCGCAGGAGGCCGAGACAUGCCAGGGGGGAGGGGCGACCCCGGGCGACGGGUGGGGCGCUGCAGGUCAAGACCGUGAAGUUCAAGGAGGGGCCCUCCGUCGAGGAGCUCGUCUGCCAGCUCUCGCGCGUGGCCCCGGCGUUGGAGGCCCUGGUGCUCGCGGGCCGCAGCUUCGACCUCGUGCCCGUGUCGGGCUCCAGGGGCCACCGCUGGGCCCGGGCGCGCUCGCCCCUCGACGAGCUCGGGGCGACGCCGCUGCCCCAGCGGCUGCGGGCCGCGCGCGGGGCUUGGAGCGCCCGGCGGGGCGGCCGCUGCCGCCUGCCCCAGGCCCUCCUCUGCGGCCGGGGCGGGGCCAAGGCACACGUCGACAGCCACGUCGACGACUCCUUGAGCGAGCUGCUGGGGUGAGGGCGCCCCGCUGGAGACCCUGGCGUCGCACGUUUUUUCGAUAGAUGAGAGGGCGGUCGCGAAGGGCGGAAGGGCAUGCUCAGCAGCUCCCGUCUUCCGGCCUUUCUUGACCGUGUCUUGCUCUGCCGCCUUCCCUCCAAGGGCGAAGCACUGUGCCGUCGUGAACCGGCAGCGCGCAGUGCUCACGCGGACUUGCCGCGCACGUGCUGCACCCAUGGAGUUGUGCAAAUCGAGUCAUUCGAGCAUGAGUUGCUCCUCGCGAUUGCGGGUGCUGUGGUGUGCAGCGACGUGUGAAAGACAACCGAGUUGGUCGCCGACAGAAAAGGUCCAGCAGACUCUGUCAGGUGCUUGCCCGUUCCGUGCAGUGCAAGAUCGCGUUUUCCAUCGUGUGUCGCAGUACGUAGGCAUCUCGGAAGCGGCGCUCUCUUCGAGCGUCUCGCCGGAUGCAGACAUGAGGCCGAGUCGCGAUCACGCUUUGAUGAUUGCCGCCCUCGGGAUGAGUUUUUUUUUCUGUUGCACCGCCCGGGUAGGGACCUCUGCGGUGCGGCGGACGAAGGCGGGUAGCUUUCUCGUGCCGCUUUUGACCACAGUAUGCUGCGAGCUUGUCCAUUAGGGUUCUCCAGUUGUGCAGUUUUUCCUUCCGCGUCCAUAGACCGGCACUGGUCGCCGAGCGAGUCUGCUGCCAUCAGGCGCUAAACAGUACCACAUUGCCUCCCUCUCCCCGUCACUGCUCAGAA
Messenger RNA from Prorocentrum cordatum, 1441 nucleotides. The record is from the annotation of a GenBank genome assembly. Lineage: Eukaryota; Dinophyceae; Prorocentrales; Prorocentraceae.